This is a messenger RNA of Exaiptasia diaphana, 1176 nucleotides long. Its product is annotated as mitochondrial cardiolipin hydrolase-like. Gene Ontology annotation, biological process: piRNA processing. The record is from RefSeq and is a predicted model, not a curated record. The transcript has a single exon. The coding region runs from base 1 to 684 and encodes 227 amino acids. Gene Ontology annotation, molecular function: RNA endonuclease activity producing 5'-phosphomonoesters, hydrolytic mechanism; metal ion binding. NCBI's taxonomy places the organism in Eukaryota, Metazoa, Cnidaria, Anthozoa, Actiniaria, Aiptasiidae. Gene Ontology annotation, cellular component: mitochondrion.
AUGGCGGACGAAGUUGCGGUAUGCACUAAGAAUAUUUUUACAGGAAAUUUAGAGAGAUUCAUAAGGUUUUCUUGCACUAUAAUAACAUUGUCUGGGGCAGCGUACUUUCUUUAUAACUAUGCGAGGAGCUCACGGAAAUCUACCAAGAAACAACAGCGAAACAAAUCUUUAGAAGUUCUGUUUUUCCCCGACAAGAAACUUGCAUGCAAUUCUUUUCUCCAAGGAUUUGGUUGUAAACGAAGUAAAUGCCCGUAUGCGCACGAAGAAACUUCCCUUAGCAAGCUCAUCAAGACUAUUUCACGAGCAAAACAAACCUUAGAUGUUUGUGUUUUUACAAUCAACUGCCACGAACUAGCGAACGCUGUGGUAGAACUUCAUAACAAUGGGGUAACUGUACGAGUUCUUACUGACGACGAACAGAUGGGAUCUUCAGGCUCACAGAUACAGAAAUUCAGAGAAGUAGGAAUCUUAGUCAGGCACGAUUUGUCGUCGUUCUUCAUGCACCACAAAUUUGCGAUCAUCGAUGAUAUGAUUCUUUUGAAUGGGUCGUUUAACUGGACAAGACAAGCAGUGACUGGCAACAGGGAAAACGUCGUUAUAUCUAAUGAUAUGCACCUUGUCAAGAAGUUCAAGGAUGAAUUUGAGAAGCUUUGGGUGGAAUAUGACCCCUCUAAGAGAUCUUGAUACUUUUUUUUUUGAUUUUCUGGAUUUUAUUUUGUAUUCAUCAAGAAAAGACUACAUUGUAGGUCCAGGUCAUGUAACCUGUGGCAAUAUACAACGUUCUGAUUUUAUCGAAAAUCUAAUAUUCAAUUUUAUUAGUUAUUUUAUGAAACAAAACAAAACUUAAAAGACAACAAAAAGGUGAUCGUUGGUUUCCUGUAUUACAGCUUCACUCUUUUAAUUUGUAUAUAAAUUCCAUUGCUUUCCCGUAUAUGGGCGUAUCACUAUUUUUUUUUUUUCAAAACAUUUUCACCUUUGGGGUUCACUAUGAACAUGAAUCUAAGACUCUAUAUAAAUCUUUUGUGUAGAUGUAUUUUUGUAAUUUCCUUUCACAAGAAAACCCCUCUAGCCUGAUUAGCGCAUUUUACAGUACUGAGCUCAGCUCUUGUUGUUAACUGUGUACAAAUGAUUAUAAAUUUAACUUACAGUAAAACACAACCACUAAGUGCUACUGAA